Messenger RNA from Cinara cedri, 1338 nucleotides. NCBI's taxonomy places the organism in Eukaryota, Metazoa, Arthropoda, Insecta, Hemiptera, Aphididae. The record is from the annotation of a GenBank genome assembly.
AUGCGAAAUUUUGAUCUGGAAUUCCAACAAAUGAUGACAAAAGUAAAUAACUUAACACAAAGCUUUAAAGGUAAUUUAUCGUCAGCGAAUGUUGCGAAAUUGUCAAAUUUAUUGGUGACUGGAUUAGAUAUAGGGGAUAGAAAAAUUCUAACUAUGCAAAAAACAUCUAGCCUAGUCGAAGAUAAGCUUAUGCGUUUAGAAAUCAGUAAGAAGGAAUAUUUGACCUCAAUAAAAGAACCCAAAGUUCCCAACCUACGUAUUAAAGAUAAACAGAAAACAAGUAGUUGUUCAAAAGAACGACGCUUACCUAGUGAAAGUACUAGUACUGCAACAAAAGAACUAAAAAACCGCAACAUUGAUAGUGAACCCAACAAUGGUUUACAAAUAUCAAAACGACCACAACGGAACAAAACCAAUGACCCAGAUUAUACAGUAAUUUCUGAUAAUGUAGUUGUAAAUUCUUCGUUAAAUCGACAUACUCCUUUACCGAGGGCCACUGCGACAGCACAAUUACAAUCUCAAGUGACAUUUAAACAAACAACUCAGAAAACAGAAAAAUCAACUAAAAAGAAACUCAAAUUUAAGAAAAACCAGAAAUAUAAUUCUCCCUCAACGGACGAUGAUAAAGAAAUAACUGUCGAUCUUGAAAAACGAACCAAAAUGAAGCGCAAAUAUAAAAAACAAGAAAAAUAUGAUUCUCCGUCAUCAGGCAAUGAUGAAGAAAUACCAGUUGAUUUUGAAAAACAAACUAAACAGAAGCGCAAAUAUAGGAUACAAAGGAAAGAUAAUCCACCUUUAACGAACGAUAAUAAUGAAAUACCUAUCGUUUCUGAAAACCCAACUAAAAUGUUGUGCAAAUAUAAAAGAAAACAAAUUGUUACUUCCCCUUCAACGAACAAUGAUGAAAAAAUACCAGUCGAUCGUGUAAAACAACCUAUACGGAUGUGCAAAUAUAAGAAACAACAAAAAUAUGAUACUUCUUCAAUGGACAAUGACAAAGAAAUACCAGUCGAUAUUGAAAAACAAACUAAACAAAAGCGCAAAUAUAAAAAACAAGGAAAGGAUAAUUCACCCCAAACAGACGAUAAAGAAAUACUUGUUGAUCCCGAUGAACCAACAUACUGUCUUUGCGAUCAGAUAUCUUAUGGUGAGAUGAUAUGUUGUGAUAAUGAUUUGUGUCCAUUAGAAUGGUUUCAUUUUUCUUGCGUUUCAUUAUCAACAAAACCGAAAGGAAAAUGGUUUUGCCCCAAGUGUCGUGGAGAUCGAACUAAUAUAAUGAAACCUAAAGCACAGUUUCUUAAAGAAUUAGAACUUUACAAUAAAGAAAAAGAAGCUUAA